GAAGACUAAUAUCCUCCUGCUUUCUGUCUCGUCUCCAGCCCACUGGUUAUAUGGAGACGUCAUUGUCCUACAGCUCUAUAGAGGACCUGCAGCUCCUCUCAUGGGACAAUGCUCCAAAGUACUGUGUCCAGCUCAGCUUCCCUGGGGGGACCGUCCUGCUGCAGGCUGCAAACAGCUACUUAAGGGACCAGUGGUUUCACUCCCUGCAGUGGAAGAAAAAGAUCUACAAGUACCGCAAGGUCCUGAACAACCCGAGUCGCUGGGACGUGGUGCUGAAGGAGAUCAGAGCGCUGGUGGACAUGGCUCUGACCUCACCGCUGCAGGACGAGUCCAUCCACCAGGCUCCUCUGCACAUCAUUUCCACCCUGCUGGCUGAGAACUCUAACCUCAGCACUCAGGAUCAUGAGAACAUCAUCGUUGCCAUUGCUCCUCUUCUGGAAAACAACCAUCCGCCACCUGACCUGUGCGAGUUCUUCUGUAAGCACUGUCGGGAGCGGCCGCGGUCGAUGGUCGUGAUUGAAGUGUUCACGCCCGUGGUCCAGAGAAUCCUCAAACAUAACAUGGAUUUUGGAAAGUGCCCUCGACUGCGUCUCUUCACUCAGGAGUACAUCCUGGCUCUCAACGAGCUGAAUGCUGGGAUGGAAGUUGUCAAGAAGUUCGUCCACAGCAUGCACGGGCCAACGGGGCAGUGCCCUCACCCACGUGUCCUGCCUAACCUCGUGGCCGUUUGUCUCGCCGCGAUCUACUCUUGUUAUGAGGAGUUCAUCAACAGCCGCGACAACUCCCCCAGCCUGAAGGAGAUUAGAAAUGGCUGUCAGCAGCAGAAUGAUCGCAAACCCCCAAUGCCGCUACGUCUGCUACGCCCAGACCCUCCAACGCCCCCUCCCGCCACCCUCUUACCCCUCUCCACCAACUCCAGUCCUCCUCAGCCACCUCCGCCCGCCCCCCCUUCAAACCCCACCCCGACAAUUCCCAUCUCCUCCCCGACGCCCUCCCUGCCCCUCUCCUCUCCUCCCUCUGUUGUCAACUCCAGCGAGAUCCUGGUGGAGCUGGAGCGAAACAACAACUCGGCCAACACCAGACGGAAGGGCGAGCAGCCGGGGGGGGACAGCGAACCCAACCUCAUCGACUGUCUGCUGGUCAGCCCGGCCGUCAACACUCUGUCCAUCCAGCUGCCAGCGCAGGCCGACCGAGUGCUGGGCUGCUUCGCUCUCAUCCUCAAGAUGCUAUCGGACUACGAUGACUGGAGACCUGCCCUUGCCAGCCUGUUGCAGCCCAUCCCCUUCCCUAAAGAGGCCCUUGCACAUGCCAAAUUCACAAAGCAACUGAAACAUGUUAUUCAGAGGUUUGCUGAGGACCCGAGGCAGGAGGUCCAUUCCUGCCUACUCAGUGUGCGUUCAGGUAAAGAUGGCUGGUUCCAGCUCUACAGUCCAGGGGGCGUGGCCUGUGAUGACGAUGGAGAGCUGUUUGCCAGUAUGGUUCAUAUCUUGAUGGGCUCCUGCUAUAAGACCAAGAAGUUCUUGCUCUCUCUGGCUGAAAACAAGCUGGGGCCCUGCAUGCUGCUGGCCCUCCGCGGGAACCAGACCAUGGUGGAGAUCCUGUGUCUGAUGCUGGAGUACAACAUCAUUGAGAACAAAGACACCCAGCUGCAGAUCAUCUCCACCUUGGAGAGCACCCAGGUGGGCCUCCGCAUGUACGAGCAGCUCUGCGACCGGCAGAGAGAGCUCAAAGAACUGCAACGGAAAGGAGGCCCCACCCGGCUGACUCUGCCUUCAAAGUCCACGGAUGCAGACCUUGCCCGCCUGUUGAGUUCAGGUUCUUUUGGGAAUUUGGAGAACCUGAGCCUGGCCUUCACCAACGUCACCAGUGCCUGUGCCGAGCAGCUCAUCAAGCUGCCUUCACUCAAACAGCUCAACCUCUGGUCCACACAGUUUGGGGAUGCAGGGUUAAGGUUGUUAUCCGAGCAUCUGGCCUGUCUUCAGGUUCUGAACCUGUGUGAGACUCCCGUCACUGAUGCUGGUCUGCUGGCUCUCAGUUCCAUGAAGAGUCUGUGCAGUCUGAACAUGAACAGCACCAAGCUCACAGCUGACACAUACGAGGACCUCAAGGCCAAACUGCCCAACCUGAAAGACGUGGAUGUUCGGUACACCGAGGCCUGGUGAUCGACCACGCUCAACCACAACCCUCACCCAUAA
Molecule: messenger RNA, 2195 nt
Organism: Etheostoma cragini (Arkansas darter)
Lineage: Eukaryota; Metazoa; Chordata; Actinopteri; Perciformes; Percidae
Gene: cmip
Product: c-Maf inducing protein
Exons: 20
Coding region: 51-2162 (703 amino acids)
Cellular component (GO): cytosol; nucleoplasm
Source: RefSeq, a predicted model, not a curated record